This is a messenger RNA of Neofelis nebulosa (Clouded leopard), 828 nucleotides long. RefSeq names its product keratin-associated protein 15-1. The record is from RefSeq and is a predicted model, not a curated record. The coding region runs from base 69 to 521 and encodes 150 amino acids. Lineage: Eukaryota; Metazoa; Chordata; Mammalia; Carnivora; Felidae. The transcript has a single exon.
UCCAGUAGAAGGUAACAGUCACACUCACCAAACCUCUCUGCAACUCAGCUGAACUCAGAACCCCCAACAUGCACUACAACCGCAGUUCUGGAAGCUUCUCCUCCAGCUCUCUUGGAGGUUACCUGGGGCACCCCGUUUCCACCUAUGACUCUUUCUACCCCAGCAAUGCAGUCUACUCUCCCAGCACCUGCCAGCUGGGCUCCUCUCUCUUUGGUGGCUGCCAGGAGACCUACUGUGAGCCCACCAGCUGCUGGACAUCCUGUACUGGGGCCAGAUCCUACCAGACAUCUUGCUUCCGUCCAAAGAAUUCCAUCUUCUUUGGACCCUGCCAAACAAAUUACACUGGAUCUCUGGGAUGUGGAAACAUUGGCCUUGGGUCUUUUGGUUAUGGGAGCACUGGUUUCCAAUCUCUGGGCUGUGGGUUCAGCUUCUGUUGUCCAACUUAUUUUUCUUCCAGGAGUUGCCAGUCAACUUGUAACCAACCAGCUUUUAGCUCUCGCUUUUUUAGGUCAGCUUACUGAAUAUCCCCCAUUAUCUCACGGUUAUGUUUGUACCUUAUGAAAUGUUAACAUGCAGCUUGUCCAAUAUCUGCAAUCACUGACCAUCUCCUUCAGCAGGACUUGCCGUCACAGUCCUCCCAGAAGUAUGUGAUUCACUGUGGACAAAGUGACCUUUUUUUCUAAAUCAGACAUAUGAGAUAUAUGUUGAAAUUUCAUUCUUAUGUCAAUGCCCAGAAUCCCUUCUGUUACUUUCUUUCUAAGAUUUUUCUCUUAUUGUUAUCUUAGAAUUCUUUCACUUAAAUUUCAAAUAGAAUUGGCAUUUAAACAA